GUGUGUGUGUGUGUGUCUAAAUUUGUGGUGCUUUGUAGCUCUGCCCACUUGGCACACCUGCUCCCAAUUAGAGUGGCAGUCCUCCAAGUUGGCGGCCACGUGACAGGAAGUAGGCGUUUUCCUGUUUGUCCAUGAGCGUCUUGGAAUUGGGCGUUGCCUUUGAGGCACUUGCUGUUGCACCUGUAUUUUUUUUCCCCCCACUUCCUGAUUCGCCUGUUCUUCCGCUAAAGUGGACUUUUCGAGCUAACGCUAACCUUGACGUUGAGCUGCGUUCUUUGCAGCAGGAAACAAGAUGGCAGAAGUGGCUGCACCUGAUCUGUUUACGGAGCAGGAACUCACCUGCUCUAUCUGUCUGGACCUCUUCACGGACCCUGUCUCCACACCGUGCGGCCACAACUUCUGCCAGGCGUGUAUCGGCGGCUACUGGGCGUCGACGCCGACGUGCACGUGUCCGCUGUGCAAACACGCGUUUGACGAGCGCCCUCAACUGAGCAUCAACAAAGUUUUUGCCGUCAUCACUGAGAAUUACAAAGUUUCUCGCUACGGCGCUGCCGCGUCCAGUGCGCCGGCCAACGCCGGCAACCCGUUUGUGAUGGCGCCCGACGAGGACGCGGUUUGGUGCGACGUGUGCACGGGCGUGAAGCGGCCGGCCGUCAGCUCGUGCCUGACGUGCACGGCGGCGUACUGCGAUGAACACGUCCAACCACAUCACAACACGCCGUUCUACGCCAAACAUCCUCUCAUGGACCCGCAGCAGGCACUCCGGGGACGCACCUGCGCUCUACACCGCCGCCUACUGGAGGUGUUCUGUCGGACGUGUCAGCAUUGCAUUUGUGCCAUCUGUGUGCUGGAGGAACACAGAACUCACAAGACCGUGUCAGUCCAGACAGAACGACUCAGCAAACAGAAGCACGUGGCGAGGACAGAGCAGGAGAUCUUGAACCGGAUGAAGGACAAGGAGAUGAUCCUGGCCGAGCUGAACAGGAAGCUGGACGGCGUCAAGAGUUACGGCGAGCGAGAGCGCAGCGAAGUGGAAACGCUGCUGGACGACGCGACCGCUUCGCUGGCCCGCCUGCGUGCCCAGGUGCUGGGCGGAGUCCAGCAGCAGAUGGGAGCGGUCCUGUCACGGGGGGAGGGGCAAGCGAGCCUCCUGGAGGCGGAGCUCGCGCAGUUGACGGACAGACGGGCGGAGCUGGAGGCGCAGGCUGUCAGUCAAGACCACAUCGGGUUCCUGCAGAGCUUUUCGGAGGCGACGUUGCCGCCGGGCUCGGAUCAGCCCGUCAACGUGGACGACCUGGACCUGGACCUCCGCUUCCGCCUGGGCGGCGUCAAGGCGGCGCUGGCCGAGGUUCGGGACAAGCUGGAGGACGCCAGGUCGGGCGGCGGCGCCAGGGGGUCGGUGGCUUCCGUGUCGUCGGGUGACCAGAUGAUGGUGGCGGAGAGCAUGCUCAGCCUGGCAGGAAGUAGCAGCAGCCUGAGGAGGAGCCAGUGGCCGCUCAGAGACCUGAAGAAGUUGAAGCCGGUGUCAGGUCACAAGAAGGCUCGCGUGUACAUGGAGGACGUGACCUUGAACCCGGUGACGGCGUACCCCUUCCUUAUCCUAUCGGACGACAGGAAGCAGGUCAAGCGCGGCGAAAAGCUGCAGUUUUAUCGCAACAGUCAGCAGCGAUUCGACGUGUGGUCGUGCGUCAGCGGCAAGGACGGCUACGCCGCCGGACGGCACUACUGGGAGGUGCUGGUGGGCGAGAACAAGGACUGGAAGUUGGGCGUGGCGAGCGAGUCGGCGCAGAGGAAGGGUCUCUUCGACAUGAGCCCCGCUAAUGGAUAUUUCGCCCUCUGGUGGAGCGGCAGCCAACUGCGAGCGCUCACCGCACCGCCGCUCACCAAGGUGAAGGCUCCGCCCAAGCUACGUCAGGUGGGCGUGUUCCUAGACGUGGAGGCGGGCCAAGUGUCGUUCUACAACGUCAAGUCGGGUUCCGAGAUGUUCAGCUUCCACUGCGGCGAGUUCACCGAGCAGAUGUUCCCGCUGCUCGGCACGGGAGACAAAGAGGUGCCCCUCGUCAUCCUCGCCUGACGCCGAUAAAACUCCACCGACGGCAGCUGCGACCGCAAGUCUCGUGUUCACGAUCAUCCCCUGCGCGCUACAUAAGGACUUGGACAAAGCGGACCGAGCUCGUUCCCGUAAAUGGCCGCUGAAAAUCCCUUUCUAGUCAUUCUGGUGUCGGGAAUGACGAACGAUUCUGCGUUCGCGGUCGUUCCGGUCCUUAGAUAGUCGCGUCAUGAAAUGAAAACUAGUUUUGGAACCGUCCUCUGGCACCGUUAAUAACGUCUUUGCUCUCCCAUAAUUGCAACGUACCAGAUGAAUGCCAUCUGGUGGACCUUUUGUUUGAACUAUUCAACUAAUAAAUACAUUAGAAUCACAA
Messenger RNA from Phycodurus eques (leafy seadragon), 2423 nucleotides. RefSeq names its product E3 ubiquitin/ISG15 ligase TRIM25 (gene btr30). NCBI's taxonomy places the organism in Eukaryota, Metazoa, Chordata, Actinopteri, Syngnathiformes, Syngnathidae. The record is from RefSeq and is a predicted model, not a curated record. The transcript has 12 exons. The coding region runs from base 293 to 2074 and encodes 593 amino acids. Gene Ontology annotation, molecular function: zinc ion binding; protein binding.